Nicotiana tabacum (common tobacco) is the source of this 1813-nucleotide messenger RNA. RefSeq names its product G2/mitotic-specific cyclin S13-7-like. Lineage: Eukaryota; Viridiplantae; Streptophyta; Magnoliopsida; Solanales; Solanaceae. Gene Ontology annotation, biological process: mitotic cell cycle phase transition. Gene Ontology annotation, molecular function: cyclin-dependent protein serine/threonine kinase regulator activity. The record is from RefSeq and is a predicted model, not a curated record.
CUGUGAAAAAACCCAAAAUUCGUAGAGCAAAAAAGAUUAUUAGAAAUAGAUAAGCAAGAAAACUAAAAAAGAAUCAAGAAUUGAAGAAAGACAUUGAAAUGGCUAACAGAGACGCAGUUCCAAAAACUUUACCCAAAGUAGUUGGAGAGGGAGAAUGUAAGAAGAAGAAUGUACAAGCAGAUGGAAGAAAUAGGCGUGCUUUGGGAGAUAUUGGGAACCUUGUCACUGUUCCUGCUGUUGGAGCAAAGCCUCAAACUAAGAUUUCUCGCCCCAUCACGAGGAGGUUUGCUGCAGACUUAAUAGUUAAGGGACAAGCACCAGUGGAGAAGAAUAAGAAGAAGCCUCCAGUAGAAGUUACCAAAGGAGUUCCAGCAACGAAAGCUGGUGUUCCGACAAAAGCAGAAGCGUCUAAAAAGGUUUCUGUCAAAGCAAAAGCUGAAAUAUUUACUGUUAAACGCCGUGAUGAGGAUGUGAAAACCAUUGAAGAGGACAUCCCCUUGAAUAGAAGAAAAGUAAAGAAGAGUGGAAAGACUCUAACUUCUGUUCUAACUUCAAGAAGCAAGGCUGCAUGUGGACUCCCCACCAAACCAAAGAUACAGAUUGUUGAUAUUGAUGCUGCUGAUGUUGAUAAUCACUUGGCUGUUGUGGAAUAUGUUGACGAUAUUUACAAAUUUUACAAGCUUACAGAGGACGAGGGGCGACCAUGUGAUUACAUGGAUUUACAACCAGAGAUCAAUUUCAGUGUGAGAGCAGUUGUUGUGGAUUGGCUGAUAGAAGCACACAAAAGGUUUGAGCUGAGUCCUGAAAGCCUAUACCUCACAGUUAACAUAAUGGACCGUUUCUUUUCAAAGGAGACUGUCUUUAGAAGGGAACUUCAGUUACUUUGCAUCAGCUCAAUGCUUAUUGCCUGCAAAUAUGAAGAGAUUUGGCCUCCUGAGGUUAAUGACUUCCUAACAAUAACAGACAAUGGUUAUAUCAGGGACCAGAUACUUGUAAUGGAGAAAGCAAUCUUGGAAAAGCUGGAGUGGUAUUUAACUGUUCCAACAGCAUACGUCUUUCUGGUUCGAUACAUUAAAGCUUCAUUUCCAUCUGAUCAGAAGGAGAUGGAGAAUAUGACAUUUUUCUUGGCUGAGCUCGGGCUGAUGAACUACAAGACCGUGAUAUCUUACUGCCCGUCAAAGCUUGCUGCUUCUGCUGUUUAUGUUGCUCGUGCUACUCUCAACAAGAGUCCUAGAUGGACCGACACACUGAAGCACCACACCGGCUACUCAGAGGACCAGCUGAUGGAAUGUGCAAUGGAAUUAGUUAGGUUCCACUCAGGUGCUGCUGAAAACAAGCUGGGUGCAGUUUAUAGGAAGUUUUCAAGUCCAAAUAGAGGUGCUGUUGCCCUCCUUCCCCCCUGCAAGAGAUCUUCUCUGGAAGUAAGAUUGUGAAUGUGUGAGAUCAUGUCAGCUAUCUGAUCUCUCUGUUUUGAAACCUGAAAAAUUCAUACUACUUUUAUAUGAUUACUUACUAGUAAAGUCAUGUGCCCUUUUAACAUGUAUAGUUCUGUGGAUAUUGAAUUUUAUUGCUUGGUUUCAAUAAUACCACUUUUAUUCUUUGGUCUUUCUGUGUGUAAAAUAUCCACUUUUAUAAGCGGGUAGCCUCUUUAAACUCCACGAUAAAUAUUCUUGACGAAAAGUCCGCCUAAUCAUGAUAGCACACAGAAGCUACCCGGUAUAUAUUGCAACCUAACAGAAACUUUGGGUCGGCAACAGUGGUUCGCUGACAUCAAAGAAUAUAUUGAACAUCAAAAGUGUAUAAGCUCCUUCUC